AUGGCCCGCCUCCCCAUCAUCCGCAUCGCCCACGGCACCUUUUACAGGCACCACCCCAGCUCCCAACCCUCGUCUCACCCGAAUCCUCCGCUCUUUAGUGACCUCUCCUUUGAGAUUCCGUCGCAUUCACCGGUGCCGCACAACUGGUGUGUCGUCGGUCCUUCGCUCUCCGGCAAGACCACUUUCCUUCAGCUCCUGCGCGGACGUUUGCUCUGUGAACCCCCGACGGCGAGGUCCUUCCCCUACCUGUCCCAGGGCGAGAUUGCGCCGCGGCUGAGGAUCCCCCAGAAAGCAGUGCGUUAUGUUGGAUUCUCUGCCGAGAAUGGCGCUGGCGGGCUGGCGGGUGGAGGCGUCACCGGGUCGGCGUACCUUUCUGCGAGGUAUGAGUCGAGGCGAGAGAUAACCGACUUCUCGCUGCGGGACUUUCUCGUGGGGAAUACGGAGCUCAACCCGCUCAAGGUGCCUCCGGAGAAUGACGAAGAAGCCAUCUCGACGGAGCUCCUGGAACGGGUCGUCAAGGACCUGCACCUUCACCAUCUGCUCGACCUGCCCGUCUCUUUUCUCAGCAACGGCCAGGGAAGGCGAGCACGGAUUGCGCGCGCGCUGCUGACGAGGCCGGAAGUUUUGUUGCUGGACGAGCCCUUCAUGGGACUCGACCCCCCGACAGUCUCCGGCCUCAGCCCUCUGCUCAAGUCGCUGGCCCAGAAGGCGAACCCGCGGCUGAUACUGAGUGCAAGACCCCAAGACCCAUUGCCUGAAUGGAUCACGCAUCUCGUAUAUCUCAGAACAGAUUGCCAGGUGGCAUCAAUGGGCCCCAAGCAGCAAGUGCUCGAUGGACUGAAAAAGUACCUUCGCGGCGUUGACAAGGGAGAGCUCCUCGAGGAUGAGAAGCUACCGUGCCAAGCCCUUCACGAAGUUGGUCGUGUCCUGUCGACCAAAGGUUCGCACAUCGAAACGAAGACGACAGAACAAUCAUUCUCGCAAGUCUCUAGCGUGACAAAUACUGACGCGGAGCCUUUGGUGGAGAUGGACGGCUGCCAGGUCCGGUACGGCGACAAGAUUGCUCUCGGCAACUGGUCGCAACAGACAAGCCAGGGCACGAAAUUGGGCAUGGUAUGGACAGUUCGCCGAGGCGAGCGAUGGGGUGUCUUCGGACCAAACGGCUCAGGCAAAACGACGAUCGUCUCGUUGUUGAGCUCCGACCACCCGCAGACGUAUUCGAUGCCCAUCAAGCUCUUCGGUCGUCAUCGUCUUCCCGAGCCGGGUUCCGGCAUCCGGCCGCUAACGUUUUGGGAUAUCCAAUCCCGCAUCGGCCACUCCAGUCCCGAGGUUCACGAGCACAUGCCGCGCGGCCAUAGCCUCCGACAGGUAGUCGAGAACGCCUGGGCGGAUACCUUUGGGGCCCGUCCCAAGCUUGACGCCGUGGCGAGACAGAGAGUUGACGCGGCCCUGCGUUGGUUUGCGCCGGAGCUGUGCCCGAACCCGGCAGAGUCGGCGUCGGCAUCUGCGUCGGCGUCGGCAUCUGCGUCGGCGUCGGCGGGCGGAGAUGCUCUGGAUCUACGCUGGGCGGACGACUACCUCUUCGGCGAGGUCUCCUUUUCCGCCCAGCGGGUCGCACUCUUCCUCCGGUCCGUCAUCAAGAGCCCCGAAAUUGUCGUCCUUGACGAGGCCUUCAGUGGCAUGGACGAUGCCGUCCGGGACAAGUGCACCUUGUUCCUCACCGAAGGCGAGACGAAAACGCACCGCGCCGGCGUCGUCGUGGAUAGCGAGUUGGGCCGCUCAGGCACCGCCGUUGUGCACGGUCUUACGGAUCGGCAAGCACUCAUCUGCAUCGCCCAUGUCAAGGAGGAGGUUCCCGAUUGUGUUCGGGAGUGGGUGUGCCUCCCCGAGGCGAACACCGGGCGACCGGCGAGGUUUGGUCGGUUGGAGGGACCGCUGCGAGAGGGCGAGCGACGGUGGUCUGACGUUUGGGGAUUCCGGACUAGCUGA
Molecule: messenger RNA, 1989 nt
Organism: Drechmeria coniospora
Lineage: Eukaryota; Fungi; Ascomycota; Sordariomycetes; Hypocreales; Ophiocordycipitaceae
Product: ABC transporter domain containing protein
Exons: 1
Coding region: 1-1989 (662 amino acids)
Cellular component (GO): mitochondrion
Molecular function (GO): ATP hydrolysis activity; ATP binding
Source: RefSeq, a predicted model, not a curated record